Drepanopeziza brunnea f. sp. 'multigermtubi' MB_m1 is the source of this 612-nucleotide messenger RNA. The record is from RefSeq and is a predicted model, not a curated record. NCBI's taxonomy places the organism in Eukaryota, Fungi, Ascomycota, Leotiomycetes, Helotiales, Drepanopezizaceae.
AUGCUACGAUCGAAUUAUUUCCUCACCACCUUGCUAGCCUCGGGCCUUGUCUUUAGUAGAGCUCAAGCAUUUCUGCUAGAUUCAGUUAUCGGCUAUGCAACUGUUUCUGCUGAGGCUGCUGAGUCUAACAAUCUAAAUAAUGAGUUAUAUUUCGAUGAAACCAUCACUCGCUUAGGAGCUGGCGUAUAUGUGGUAAACAACCCUUUGCACUUGGAAAGUGAAGGUUGGGCUUGUGUUAUCAAGGCGGAUACGGUCAAGUUCAACCAAGUCGGCAAAGUAUGGAUCCCGAAAUCUUAUCAGAGGAUGACUGCGGAUGAUCCGAGGGAGCAAGAAAACAUAUGGGACGAAAGCGAAGAAGUUAUCGUGGAUUACAUCCAAACAUUGAUGCCAGAGCCCGGAAAGGCGCUGCGCUUCUCAUGGGUUCGAAAUCGUACUAAUUGGCAGUUGCGAAUGCUUAUUCCAACGAAAGUGGUAGAAAGAGAUGAUUUGGAUUUACGGGCCGACUGCUUUGAAUCAAGAGAUAUGAUGAUAAAUGAGGUGGGCGAUAUCGUUCCUUGGUUAACUUGGACUAUUCAAGGACAGUCAGGUGGUGGAGCACCGAGCCUUAAGUAG